GGAAGUGAGAAAGAGAGACCCAAAGCGAAGAACUUUGGAAACCCAGAAUCCAGUGUAAUUCCUAUCUGUCUUCGUAGCCAAGGUAAAGAAUAACAGAAAUACAGUACCACCCCCCACAUCAUGCCCUAUAAAAUUAAGCACAAAAAGCUAAAGUUUCAGUCCUUGUAUUGAAGACUGGGAACACCAUCUCUCUCUCUCUCUCUCUCUCUCUCUCUGAUUCAAACAUUUUAAAAUUUGUGCAUGUUUUCAUCACAACCCAGUAUUUAUCCCUCCAUACCCACAUGGGCAAGGCUCUGGAAAGCACAACCCAUUUGCCUGUUUUAUUAUUAGCUCAUGCCUAGAGAACUCGCUCAAACCAAGGCAUUAGAAUAGAAGCUUAGAGAGAGAUAGAGAAGAAUAGAAGCUUUUAGAGAGAGAGAGAGAGAAGGGCUCUUCUCUGUAAUUUUGGGGGAUUGGAACUUCGGAAAUGGUGAGAGAGUGAAUUGGGUUUCUUCCAAUGGCUAUCUUGUGUUGGUUGCAUGAGGUGGGAGAGUGGACAAAAACCCAGAAUAAUUUGUGCCAUUUUGGCCACAAAAGAAGACAGAACCACCAAUGAACAAAAACAGGUAUAGUAGAAGAAGAAACAAGACGACAGCAGACUUCUCCAAACAUGGCCGCCGCUGCCUCUUUUAAGAUCUCCCCAAUUAUUUCCAUUUUUGUUUGUUUUCUCCUUCUUGCUUCCUCUGUUUCGUCCCACUCCGGCGACCACAGCCGCCUCAACCAGACUUUCCGGCCGGGCAACGAGCAGAAGAAGCUACACAUCAUUAGAGCUCAUCUCAAGAAAAUCAAUAAACCUUCAGUCAAAACCAUUCAGAGCCCUGACGGUGAUCUGAUAGAUUGUGUUGAAUCUCAUCUUCAACCGGCAUUUGAUCACCCUCAAUUGAAAGGACAAAAGCCACUGGAUCCACCGGAGAGACCGAAUGGCCAUAACCCAAACGAAAUGGUUGCAGAGAGUUUUCAGGCGUGGAGUAUGUCCGGGGAAUCAUGUCCGGAAGGAACAAUUCCGAUUAGAAGAACAACCGAGCAAGAUGUCCUUCGAGCCAGCUCCAUCCGCCGAUUUGGAAGAAAAGUCAGAAGACCCAUCAAGCGAGACUCUUCUAGCAGUGGCCAUGAACAUAAGAUUCUGUUCCCCAGGCUACAAGAAAUUUUAUCAGAACAUGCAGUGGGGUAUGUAAACGGAGAGCAGUACUAUGGAGCAAAGGCGAGCAUAAAUGUAUGGGCACCACGGGUAGCUAACCAGUAUGAAUUCAGCUUAUCACAGAUGUGGGUGAUCUCAGGUUCUUUUGGAAAUGAUCUCAACACCAUUGAAGCUGGUUGGCAGGUUAGCCCGGAGCUUUAUGGGGACAGCUAUCCAAGGUUCUUCACUUACUGGACGACGGAUGCAUAUCAGGCAACGGGAUGCUACAAUCUGCUGUGCUCUGGUUUUGUUCAGACGAAUAGCAGAAUUGCAAUUGGAGCUGCAAUUUCUCCAACUUCAUCCUAUAAUGGUGGUCAAUUCGAUAUUAGUUUAUUAAUCUGGAAGGAUCCAAAGCACGGGCAUUGGUGGCUGGAAUUCGGGAGGGGCAUGCUGGUGGGCUACUGGCCGUCCUUCUUGUUCUCGCACCUGAGAAGCCAGGCGAGCAUGGUUCAGUUCGGCGGCGAAGUGGUGAACACCAGACCGUCCGGCUCUCACACCGCCACCCAAAUGGGCAGCGGCCAUUUCGCCGGACUUGGCUUCGGCAAAGCGUCCUAUUUCCGAAACUUGCAGGUUGUCGAUUGGGACAACAACCUAAUCCCAUUGUCCAAUCUCAAGGUCUUGGCGGAUCACCCGACUUGCUACGACAUCCGGGGCGGAAUCAAUCGGGUUUGGGGCAACUACUUUUACUAUGGAGGCCCCGGAAGGAAUCCAAGAUGUCCUUAACCCUAAGCCUAGACUAGCCAGCCUAGAGGGCUAAAAUGGUCUUUUUUGCGUCUUAUUUUUUUGUUUUUUUUUUUCUUCAUUUGGGGUGAUUAAUUUGGUUCAUCUGCUCUGCUCGAGCUUGGGUUAUAUUCUUAUUAUUAUAUACAUACAUAUGUAUAUGUAUACAUUUUUUUUUUCUUUUUGAUUUCUUCUUUGUGAAUGUAGCUAGCUAGGCGAUUAACAGGUGAUAUAUCCCAUUAAUCAAUGAAUUACAUAAAAAUAGCAUCUUCAGCUCA
Molecule: messenger RNA, 2214 nt
Organism: Diospyros lotus (date-plum)
Lineage: Eukaryota; Viridiplantae; Streptophyta; Magnoliopsida; Ericales; Ebenaceae
Exons: 8
Coding region: 650-1939 (429 amino acids)
Source: RefSeq, a predicted model, not a curated record